GAGUCAUUUCCAUCUAAGCCAUCCUAAGGGGAGUUGCCUCUGGGCCUCCCUGGCACCGGUGGGUGGGCCUGCUCACCAAAAGAUCUCACCGCGGCCAUGAGCGGUAAAGAAUGUUUCAAGUGUGGACGGUCUGGCCACUGGGCCCGGGAGUGCCCUAAAGGAGGAGCUCGAGGGCGAGGACCUAGAGGCCGAGGCAGAGGUCCUCAGUGCAGUUCCACCACCCAAUCUGACAUCUGUUACCGCUGUGGUGAGACUGGUCAUCAUGUCAAAAACUGUGACCUUCACCAGAACAUCUGCUACAACUGCGGGAGAAGUGGCCACAUCGCCAAAGACUGUAUGGAUCCUAAAAGAGACAGAGAACAGUGCUGUUACACCUGCGGCAGACCAGGCCAUUUAGCUCGUGAUUGUGACCAUCAGGAAGAACAGAAAUGCUACUCUUGCGGUGAAUUCGGGCACAUCCAGAAAGACUGUACCCAAGUCAAAUGCUACCGAUGUGGCGAGACCGGCCAUGUAGCAGUGAACUGUAGUAAGGCAAGCGAAGUGAACUGCUACCGCUGUGGCGAAUCUGGACAUCUAGCCAGGGAAUGCCCCAUUGAGGCUACUGCUUAGAUCACUCCCCUACCCCCCUCUUCUUGGUUAGUUGUAUUUUCGCUAAAAUCUCUUCAUUGACCAAAAGAUUGAUAUGGAAGCUACUCUUAGGCCAGCAAACUUUAUUUAUCACGUUAAAGGAGGAAAGGGCUGGGAGGAAAAAGUAAAAAAAAAAAAAUAUUGUAAUUAAUGUGCUGUUUCUGUACCACCCAGGAAUCCAGAUGUUGAAUAGUCAUUCUGAGCACUAGGCAAUUUCUUGGUUCUUUGGGUGUAUUUUGAUUUCCACACUUAGAAGAUAUUAGUAAACAAAUCGGAAUGAGUGUAGGAACCCAGCCCUUGAGUCUUAUCACCAUGGAAACAGAUUAAAAUAUAUUGAGUGUCCAAUGGAGGUAAAUUUCCAUAGAGAAAAAGAACACCAAGUAAGAGAAUUGAAAGUCUGUAUAUGUGGAGGGGGGAAGACAAUGUAGUUCUCUUUUAAAUUCACAAGGUCAUCCUGAGGAGAUAACAUUUCCUCAGAGAUCCAUGGAGCAAAUAAAGUUGAUUUUGGAAAUGUU
Molecule: messenger RNA, 1142 nt
Organism: Ictidomys tridecemlineatus (thirteen-lined ground squirrel)
Lineage: Eukaryota; Metazoa; Chordata; Mammalia; Rodentia; Sciuridae
Gene: Zcchc13
Product: zinc finger CCHC-type containing 13
Molecular function (GO): nucleic acid binding; zinc ion binding
Source: RefSeq, a predicted model, not a curated record